Messenger RNA from Diachasmimorpha longicaudata, 2860 nucleotides. RefSeq lists its product as uncharacterized. Gene Ontology annotation, cellular component: nucleolus. The record is from RefSeq and is a predicted model, not a curated record. Gene Ontology annotation, biological process: maturation of LSU-rRNA from tricistronic rRNA transcript (SSU-rRNA, 5.8S rRNA, LSU-rRNA). Gene Ontology annotation, molecular function: rRNA binding. Bases 138 to 1994 code for a protein of 618 amino acids. Lineage: Eukaryota; Metazoa; Arthropoda; Insecta; Hymenoptera; Braconidae. The transcript is spliced from 3 exons.
UAAAAAAAAUGGCUGCUGUGCGUCUUCCGUCGUCUAGUACACUGUAGUCUCUUUAACCACGCCGGUCCAAUUCUUCUUGCUCAUCAGCUCAAGUCAUUUAUUAACAAACAACUAACUAAACAAUCACGCUCUGCACCAUGGGUAAAGCGAAGAAAGGCAAUCAGCCCACAAACGCCCUCAAGGUCCCACCAAAGUCCAUCAAAGAGGGUCAAGUGAAGAAACAGAAGGUACAGAAGUUCAAGCAGACACCUGCUGGCAAAGUUCCCCUUGUCACCAGCAAUGGAAAGGCCAAUGGAAAUUCCAAGCCCCAAAAGAUCAACAAACCAGUAGUCAAGGAACCUCAGUCGCCGUCUCCGAAAAAGAACCAGAAACAGAAUAAGCCGGCAAAAGCAGCUCCCCCUCAGAAGUCACCUCAGAAGAAGAAAAACGCAGAGUUGAAGAAGAAGCAAAAACCUCAAGACGAUUCAGACACAGACGAAGACAUCAACGAGGGGAUCUCCAUACCAGAGGACAUCAGCAAUCUUGAGGAUGACUCUGAUGACUCCUCUGAGGAGGAGGAGGAGACUCCCAACAUCCUGGGAGAGAGCCUCGCUAAUUCUUCGGACGAAGAUGAUGAAGAUUUCGAAGGAAGUGAUGAUGAUGAUGAGGAUGAGGAGGAGGAGGAGAAAGUGGAGGUGAAAAAAGGUGUGAAGAAGUUUAAGGGAAGCAAACAAAUUUCUCCUAAAGCUGCUUCAGAAGACGACGAUGACGAUGACGAGGAUGAGGAUGAGGAUGAUGACGACGAGGAUGACGAUGACGAUGAGGAGGAAAACUUUGACAAGAGUGGCCUCUCAUCGAAGAAUUCUUCGUUGAACACUUCAGGAGCAACAAAUGACAGUGAUGACGAUGAUGAUGAUGAUGAGGAGGACGACGACGAUGAGGAUGAUGAUGGUCCAGGGCUGAAGGACCUCCUAGGUGCGGCACUGGUCGAUCACGAAGACGAUGAGGACUUCGAUAGUGAGGCUGAAGACGAUGAGGACGAAGAGGACGAGGACAUGAGUGAAGAUGAUGAUAACGAGGAGCCCGCGGACGUGAAGAACGUCAGCACUGAGUCGUCAAAGUUUAUUCCUACAGAGGAUAAUCCACGGUUGAGUGAGGCAGAGAAAGCGGAGCAGGACACCAGGACCAUCUUCAUUGGAAAUGUCCCGAAGGAUCUCGAAGAGAAGGUACUCAGGCAGACAUUCAGAAAAUUCGGAGAGAUUCAGAGCCUCAGGGUCAGGGGGGCCAUUCCAGAGAGUCCCAAAAUGAAACCCAAGGUCGCCCACAUAACGAAGAAAUAUCAUCCCCUUUCGAAGACGCUCUGCGUGUACAUCGUCUACAAGUCGAAGGACUCUGUGAACAAGGCCCUGUCCUUCAAUGGUCAGAAACUGGCUGGCAAUUACAUCAGAGUUGACAGAAUUGGCCAAGCGAGGGAGGCAGACCCCAAAAAAUCCGUCUUCCUUGGCAACGUACCCUGGGACAUUGAGGACAACGAGCUCUGGGAGACCUUCUCAAAGUGCGGAAAGAUCGAUUACGUCCGCACCAUCCGAGAUCGACACACCGGCUGCUGCAGGGGAGUCGCUUACAUAAAUUUCGCUGACGCUGAUGGAGCCACCCUGGCCCUUGACAUGGAUUGCACGCCAAUCAGGAAGCGUGAGGUUCGAGUCAAUCGUUAUGACCCCAACAGGCCAAAGACAUCGGCUGGCAAAGGUGGAAUGAAACGUAAAAAUAUUGGCAAAGGACGGACAGGAUUCUCGAAGAAACCGAAGACUGAAGUCGAGAAGGCAACUGAGAACAGUCUGAAUGCCCAGAAGAGGAAGAAGCAGAAGGGCUCUCCCGCACAAGGUGGAGGAUUCCAGGGACAAAAAGCUGAGGGGAAAAAGGGGGGACCUAACAAGGGAAAUAAGUUCGAUAAGAAAAAGAAAAAUAUUGCUGCUAAACUACUCGCUCCUAAGAAGUUCAAGGGCUCGCAGUAGGGAUGAGGCAUAUUUAGUUUGUAAUUAAUUGAAUAUGGGACAGGGGAGUUAAUGAGUGAGGGAAUGACUGAGAGAAUGAGUGCGGGGAUUUUAAUCCCUUGAACAAUGAGUUUCAAUAGCUCCUCAUUGUAAAGAUAAUUUCGUAAAUCAUAAAAUUCAAAUAACUCCGAAUUACUUUUUUCUAAGUCACUCAUUAAUUUAUUGAAACAUGAUUAACCCUCCGAUUAAAUACACCCACAAGGUCACUAAUUCUAGCACUUGUUGUACUUCAACGAUCAAACAACAGAGAACUUCGUGAGUCUAAGUCAUCAUAAAUUUCAGAAAAUGGGAAAAAAAAAUUUAACCAAUAUGGACAUGUUAAUUAUCACUUUUAUUAAGGCUCUUAACUUUACUCUGUAACUGUAUCGGUAAGUUGACGUUAUUGUUGGCACAUUCCUUGCAAAAUCGUUUGGUGUAGAAAAUACUGCAUCCCAGGCACACAGUUCUCUCACAGAGUGAGCAGUCACCCCCCAGGACGAGAACUUCUCCCUUAUUGGGGGGACUAAAGGGAUCUCUCAUGAUGUAGCACUCCUCGAGGUACAGGAUAUCACGUGAGAAUGGGGGCUUGCUUCCCCUGUAGUCGAAAUGCUCCUCUAGAGGACAGAGAAAACAUCUGAAGGUCCCUCCUGGGUCUUUAUCACCUCCUUCAGAUUUUUUCCCGUCGAUUUUAUCGUUGAUCGAGGCCCUGGAAGGAGAAACAGGGAAAAUAGACGAGUGCAAGGGAUAUAAUGAAACUCCAAAGGGUUUUAUUAUACAAUUCAUUAUUGGUAUUUGCUGUACUCAUUGUUGUUUUUCUUAUGAAUUAAUUAAAUACAAUUUUCUACAUA